AUGUUUACGAGAAACUUCGACGACAGUGGAAAUUUUUACUACCAACGAGCUGGUGGAGCGCCGAUGCCUCGAGGAAUGCGGUCUACUUUUUCGCGCGAAUUCGCCGCUUAUUCUGUUAUGAUGAUGCCUGGCAAUGAAAGACCUGAUGUGAACGCGGGAGGAAAGAUCAUUAUGCCGCCUUCGUCGUUGGAGACGCUCUCUAGGUUGAAUAUUUCGUAUCCGAUGCUCUUCAAACUUGAGAACCGAGGAAAAGAGCGACAAACACACGCUGGAGUUCUUGAAUUCAUCGCCGAAGAGGGAAAAGUCUAUCUCCCUGGUUGGAUGAUGCGCAAUCUUCUUCUGAACGAAGGCGACAGAAUCGCGAUCACCUACGCUUCUCUUCCUGUAGCGUCGUACUCGAAGUUCAAGCCUCAAUCUUGCGAUUUUCUGGAAAUUUCAAACCCAAAAGCAGUUCUGGAAAAGCACCUUCGUAGUUUUGCGUGUCUAUCAAAAGGAGACAUCAUUUCAAUAGACUACAUCGGACGGGAGUUUGAAGUCCAAAUCGUCGAAACAAAGCCUGAAGAUGCGGUUAACAUCAUCGAGUGCGACAUGAACGUCGAUUUUGAAGCGCCCGUUGGAUACAAAGAGCCAGAGCGAGUCCAGCCGCCAGAAGAAACCCCUGGAUCGUUUGGAACGCCGGAUAUUCAAAAGAAACUAGUCGAUUAUUACGAAAAGCAAACGAACUUUCACUCGUUCCAGGGCAAAGGAGGCCGAAUCGAUGGCAAGAAAAAGGGAACAAAAGGCGUCAAGAAAACGAUCGAUUUGGACAAAAUCUACAAACGGGGCGUACCAAAUUACGAUUGGGAUGGGCGAACUCUUCACUACAUUCAUGCCAAACCAGCGAAAAAGGCGGAAGAAGAAGCUGGCCCGAGUUUUAGCGCGUUUUCUGGGUCCGGACAAGCUCUGAGAACGAAAAAUCAAAGCGAAAUACAGCCUCAUGAAAUUUUUGCAGCACAAAUUGACUUGUAUGAAAUCAGAAAAACUUCAAUUCAAAACUAUUUAAAAAAAUUCUCUGUCACUCUUCUUAAGCCUAAAAGGACAACUGCACUGGACAUCGAUCUUUUUAUUUUGCGGAUAUUCAAUAAACAAUGA
Oikopleura dioica is the source of this 1131-nucleotide messenger RNA. Lineage: Eukaryota; Metazoa; Chordata; Appendicularia; Copelata; Oikopleuridae. The record is from the annotation of a GenBank genome assembly.